GCAUCUGCCUCCAGGGGUGGUCCGAGGCACCCCGUUCCGAGCGGGUGGGACCGUUUGUCCGGGGGUUGGGGAGCCGAAGAGGGCGGAUUCUGAAGGAAGAAAACGGGGAGAAAAUCCCCCUGACGUCGAAGGAGAAGGGGGGAAGCAGAAAAGCGACGGACAACGCUGGGCCGGAAGUGAGGUGUCUAAGGGUAUUUCUUACCUCUUCUGAGGUUGGGGGAGUCGGUCAGUUCUGUUACCCCAGCUGAGGAGGCUCAGCAAGACAGGACUCACCUGUGGUGGGACUUGCCAAGGAACCUGCGGUGGACAGCUGUGAAAGAGCUGGUUUAAUUUCUGCUGCUGUCUGGUUCCGGGGACUGGAGUCCCCGGCGAUCUCCCAGCAAGCUGUUUCCUGCGGCAAGGAACGAGAUGGUCCGAUCGAUGUUGGCCACGGCCACCAGCCUGGUGCUCACCACCACGGUGAUCACCCAUGCCUACUACCUGAAGCGUCAGUUCUACCCCACAGUGGUGUACCUCACCAAAUCUAGCCCCAGUAUGGCGGUGCUGUACAUCCAGGCGUUCGUCUUGGUCUUCCUGGUCGGCAAGUUCAUGCGAAAGGUGUUCUUUGGGCAGCUGCGUGCUGCAGAGAUGGAGCAUUUGAUCGAGCGCUCCUGGUACGCGGUGACCGAGACGUGCCUGGCCUUCACCGUCUUCAGGGACGACUUCAGCCCGCGCUUUGUGGCCAUCUUCACCCUGCUGCUCUUCCUCAAGUGCUUCCAUUGGCUGGCUGAGGACCGUGUAGACUUCAUGGAGCGGAGUCCGAACAUCUCGGUGCUGUUCCACUUCCGGGUCACUUCGCUCAUGGGCUUGCUGACCGUGCUGGACCUGCUCUUUGUGAACCACGCCUGUCACAGCAUCAUCACUCGAGGAGCCUCUGUCCAGCUGGUGUUCGGCUUCGAGUACGCCAUCCUGCUCACCAUGGUCCUCACCAUUUUCAUCAAAUACGUCCUGCACAGCAUUGACCUUCAGAGCGAGAACCCCUGGGACAACAAGGCUGUUUACAUGCUCUACACAGAACUCCUGACUGGGUUCAUUAAAGUCCUGCUCUACAUGGCCUUCAUGACCAUCAUGAUCAAGGUGCACACGUUCCCCCUGUUCGCCAUUCGCCCCAUGUACCUGACCAUGAGGCAGUUCAAGAAGGCGGUGACAGAUGCCAUCAUGUCAAGACGAGCCAUUCGCAACAUGAACACGCUGUAUCCUGACGCCAGCCCAGAGGAGCUGCAGCUGACAGACAACGUCUGCAUCAUCUGCCGGGAGGAGAUGGUGACCGGGGCCAAGCGACUACCCUGUAACCACAUCUUCCACACCAGCUGCCUCCGCUCCUGGUUCCAGCGGCAGCAGACCUGCCCCACCUGCCGCAUGGACGUGCUGCGGACCACGCUGCCCGCCCAGACGCCCGCGCCACCGCCGGCCCAGCCGCAGGCGCCCAUCGUGCCCCAGCAGCCAAACCUGCCUCCGGGGAUGAUGCCACCCUUCCCACCGGGGCUCUUCCCCUUCUGGCCGCCCGUGGCAAACCUCGGCCAGAACUUCUUCCCCCAGGCUCCAGGUGCGGCCCCCAACACGCCACAGCCCGGCCCUUCGGCUCCCUCCGGCUCGGACACUCAGUCUAACGCUGCUAACGGCGACACGUCGCGGGCCAGCGAACCAGCGGCAAGGACCGGUCUGGAGCCACCGCCUCUGGGAGCGAUCCCGGGAUUCCCCUUCUCCCUCCCUCCCUUCCCAUCAGCCCCCUGGAUGGGAAUGCCACCGCCACCCUUUGCAAUGCCUCCGAUGCCGAUGCCCCCGUCCGGUUUUGCCGGGCUGACGGAAGAGGAGCUGCGGGCGAUGGAAGGGCAGGAGCGGCAGAACCUGGAAGCCCGGCUCCAGUGCCUCCAGAACAUUCACACACUGCUGGACGCAGCCAUGGUCCAGAUCCACCAGUACCUCUCAGUCGUCGCUACCCUCAGCCCCCCAAGGCCGCCAGCAGCAGCAACGGCCGAGAGCACGGUACCAAGCACAGAGACAGCGGAGCUGGCGACUGGAUCACAGACGAGUUCACCAGAAGAGCCUGGCCCCUCUCCAGCCCCGGUGGCUGACAACAGCUCGGCACAACGCGCUCCAACGCCUGAAGAAAUAGGGCAGAAUGACCUGGAAGGCGCUGUGGGCUACACCCCGCUGCCCUCGGACAACCUCCCGGAAGAUGGGGAAGAGUCUGUUGGAGAGCCAGACACUGCCGAACUGCGCAGGCGGAGACUCCGGAAGCUCGAGCAGCCCAACGCCCAGCAGUGACUGAGAGUAGGGUGGACGGGAGGGCGUGAAGAUGCCCCCGGGGGCAGGGAUGGAGGGGGAUUUCUCUGGUUUCCUUCCCCCCCCCCCCCCCCUCGACAUUCGCAUCAAGUGACACUGAUUAUCCGAUUAAUGAGACCCGGCUGGCCGGCCACCCGCCGCACCAGAGGUCUCCACUGAAUGAAAGCAUACACCAGCUGCCACCUUUCGUCCGGUCCCCUUCACUCGGGUGGCCUUGAACUAUCGAAGCAACAUGGAGCGGCCUCGCUUUGUCCUCAGGGCUGCCGUCGCCCGUCUCCCGUUCACCACCAGCAGCUCCCUCUCCCCCCCCCCCACCACCACACAAGCCUUGUGAGAACACCCACUGACAGUCUCCGCAUGAAGACCCGGAUCUGAAGUACCUGCUGGUGAUGUCCUGUCCCUCCUCCCCUCCCCAGCACAAACACCGCUCUCCUCCUGGUCACCCAGCUUAGGCUGGUAGCGCCGCUUAUUGCAGGGGUCGGAACCACUUGUGAGACAGAACUGUGAUAAAUAUCGAUGACCAGACCGCUCCUCUGUCUAUCGCUCAUUAACUCGACAAACUCAGCACCCUCGGUUGAAACCUCGGAGCAGGGCGGCCCUGAAAUAAUUUCCGAAUCGUUACCUGGUCUGAAUAUGAACCUGUCGCUAAUGUGCGGAUGACUUUUUUUUUACUUCAGAGGGCAAAAAAUGGGAGAUGAGGGACAAUGUCCUUCUGCCGUCAAGUAGGGAGUUCGUGGGCAGGGAAAGAAUCUGAGACGAGGGUUUUGCGAAACGAGAUCAGGCCUGACUGGUAUUGUGCGCCCCAAAGUACAGAAAUGGAAAUGAUCUCGGACUGAAGCUUGCUGUGACUUGUAUCAUCCCCAGAUUAAAUUAUUUCCUUUUUCUUUUUUUGCUUCAAGCAGUUCAUUUUUGGUUUGAAAUCCUACAGGAGAAUUUUGACUUUGAGUGCAAGUUGGGUUCUCAGUGCAGGGAGAUUACGAGCCAGCAGAGUGUUCAUAGUCCUCUCCUGAGGAUCAUGUGGCAAGUUCAGCAAGAUGCCGGGUUUGUUGUGUGUGUGUCUGAAGCUCUGACGGGGUCCGCGAGAGUGACCUCGAUGGAUUUGAUUGGUGAGUGGAUGCUGUUUACGCAAACCCAAGGGUCGAGGGGACUGGCACUUUUUGUUCCUCAUUCGCUCUGUUCUUUCCAAGAUAUUUUAUAGGUCAGAAUUAGUGAGGAGUUGGGGACUGUGUGUGUGUGUAUUCAGUCCUCUCUCUUCCCUUCUUUAUCUGCUCAAUUUUCCGAGUGUUAAUUUAAUACGGUGGAAUUGUUGGAGCUGUCUCAUUAAGUGCAUAGAUUUAAUAAAGUUUGCCCUUUAUCACUGCCACUCCCAACGGGUGCCAUCUGAAUCGGGGUGUUAUGAAAUUGGAGUUCCCUCUUGCGGUGGACUGUGACUUCAUGACAGGACGUUUAAGGUUCGUCUCUUCAUUCCCUCCCCACCACCUUUGGGAUUGCUUGAUCUAUUGACUCGGGGGCAUCCAGCUUGCACCAGUUUGGCUGGCGCGGGGGGUCUCGGAGGUGUUUGAGUCUGGGGAUUCGUUAGAAAUUGUUUCGUUUCUGAGCAGGUCCUCCCAGUCUUUCACCCUGUGAUCGUCGGCCCAGCGUACUGUUCACGAAGACCCUUUCCUGUACCAGUUCACCUUUCUGUUUGUUUUUAAACGUUUCCACUAUUGGGGGGAGGGGGUGAGGGUGCGGAACAAAGGGCGGGAUAGAUUAAAUAGGGUGAGAUUAAUUGCUGUAGUGCACGAGAUCUGCCACCUAUCGCAGCAAGUCUUGGUGCUGCGUCUCAGAAUCCCGGCAUCAAGCUCGGCCCGUGCUGCGUACCUUGCUGCUGUCUGCAGUCAGCCUGACGGGAAGCGCUCCCGUUCCAUUCCCACAGGCCGCCAAAACAUUUUUACCCUGCGUGUGGGCUUUGAUUCGGCGAAUGUCUGUGCCGCCAGUGGUUCAUUCCACUCUGGGGUAUUCCAGAGGUGGGGUGGGGGGGACAGAUUGGUAGGAUUAGUGAGUGUUAGCCAUUUCCCAAAAGUUGACAAACUCAUUUGGAUCACUGUGCCCUGGAACGGAAAUCCACAGUUGGUUUCGACCCGGUCACUCGCUCCUUUCAGCCUGCAUGCUGAUAUUCAGGAGCAGAGUGGGGUUGUGUCCCAGCGUAGUCUCUUUUCAGUUGACCUGGGCCAGGAUGCCAUUGAACUUCAGGUGGUGGGGGGGAAGUGGCCUGGGCUGACACAGAAAUAUCCUCCCCUCUGCCACUUCUGAAGCUGGGAUCUCUCCUUAGAAUCCUUGCAUCUAAGUCUGAGCUCUAUAGGGGUGAGGGUUUUGUGAUUUGAUUAUUUAAUUUGUAUAUAUUGUAUAAAUUUUUAAUAGCUGGAGUUGUACAUAGAGCACAAUAAAAAUCCGCUGGUUCUGUC
Hypanus sabinus (Atlantic stingray) is the source of this 4769-nucleotide messenger RNA. It is a transcript of the gene syvn1, whose product is annotated as synovial apoptosis inhibitor 1, synoviolin. Gene Ontology annotation, cellular component: cytoplasm. The transcript is spliced from 16 exons. Bases 409 to 2307 code for a protein of 632 amino acids. The record is from RefSeq and is a predicted model, not a curated record. Lineage: Eukaryota; Metazoa; Chordata; Chondrichthyes; Myliobatiformes; Dasyatidae.